Molecule: messenger RNA, 4331 nt
Organism: Oncorhynchus kisutch (coho salmon)
Lineage: Eukaryota; Metazoa; Chordata; Actinopteri; Salmoniformes; Salmonidae
Gene: sntg2
Product: syntrophin, gamma 2
Exons: 17
Coding region: 385-2001 (538 amino acids)
Cellular component (GO): intracellular anatomical structure; dystrophin-associated glycoprotein complex
Molecular function (GO): structural molecule activity; protein binding
Source: RefSeq, a predicted model, not a curated record
ACCAAUCACGACACAGAACGCAGGGAAGAGCAGCGGUAGCUGUUUUAACCUCACUUAUGGAUUCAUCUAUCUAACAUUUUGAGCUGUGCAUCUAUUUUCAGAUAGUUACCAUUAAUUGCGUGACUAUCUACCAGAUCUAGAAACACCGUCGGGAAAUGUCACAUAGCGACUAGACAGUGCACUGUUGAGCGAAGUAGUCUGCCUGCCUACCUUUGAAGUCUACCCCGUUGCGCACUGGCUAUAUGCUUGGUCAGUCUGCUCUUCCGUGUGCCUCUUGGUGAAUGGGACGUUGUAAAACGGCAUUAACCGACUAUUGUUGGAUAAAUGACUCACUCAUGAAAGUCUCUUCGAGGUCUGCGGACAGAGCCAGCGGCUGUAUGGGAAAUGAAUGUGACCGGGAAACAGCUACCUGAACAGAUAGAGCGUCCAGCCAGCCUCUUGGUUCCAAUUUGGCAGACAAAAUCUGGAAUUGCCCUGCUGUAUAACAAGGAGACCAGUAAUACUUAUGAUGUCCAUCUAAAGCUGACAAAAGAGGUGUUGACCAUACAGAAGCUGGAUGUGGUUUGCACGAGAGGGGGUGACCCACAAUUAAAUCACAGAACUGUCGUACUCCGAAGACAGGCAGCUGGAGGUCUGGGUAUAAGCAUCAAAGGCGGUGCUGAGCAUAAAGUGCCUGUGGUCAUUUCAAAGAUGUUUAAAGAUCGAGCAGCAGAUCAAACUGGGAAGCUAUUCGUCGGGGACGCUAUGUUACAGAUCAAUGGCAUUAAUGUUGAACAUUGUAGUCAUGAAGAAGUUGUUCAUCUCCUGCGGACUGCCGGGGAGGAAGUCACCAUCACUGUGCGGUACCUCAGGGAAGUUCCAUCUUUUCUAAAGCUCCCAUUGGGCUCUCCUGUACCACCCGCUGAUCAAAGUAGCAGAGUAUCUUCACCACUAUUUGACAGUGGUUUACAUUUAAAUGGGAAUUCUAGCAACACAGCUCCAUCCUCGCCUUCCUCACCCUCGGCUAAUGAACCAAAGUAUGAGAAGCGUUGGCUGGAUGCAGUGUCCCUACCCUUGCUGAUGGCCCGAGUCUCCAAAUACAAAGCCGGAACGGAUAAAUUAAGGUCAAACAGCUUUGAAGUCUGCGCCUUAGAUGGAACGAGCAUCAAUAUUCUACAAUUUUGCACUGCAGCAGAAAGCACUGACUGGCUUCAAGCAAUAUCAACCAAUAUCAGUGAUUUGACACUGGAGAAUAUGAAAAUGAUUAACAGAUAUUGCUCUCCGGAUGAUCAGAUUGUCCACAUGGGUUGGGUGUGUGGAAACCCACAUCCUGAUGAUGCUGCUCCAUCCAGUACCUUCAAGUUCCUGGCAUUGAGAGGCCCUUGGCUCUACAUCUUCAGGAGUCCUCCUGUUAGUGCAACUGACUGGGGACAAGCUGACACCCUGUAUAUCCUUUAUGAGGUUCUGUUCAAGGUUCACAAGCUGUGGAUGGCAGAGGACUGUUGGAUCCAGGCCAAGUUCUACCUUGGCCUCCAGCAGGAUGAGGAGCUGCAGGACGGAGAGCCUUUCUGUUUCAGUAUCCUGGUCGGCCACGGCCAGAGUCACACCUUCAGUGUGGAGAUGACCUCUGACCUCGCCGUGUGGGAGAAGUCCUUCCAAAGAGCUGUCUUCAUGGAGGUGCAGAGAGUCGGGUCAAAGACCUACAUGUGCAGCAGCCAGAGUAAAGUACUGUGUUUGACCAUAGACUUUGGAUCUGGCUUCACUUGUUCUGAGAGCUCCUCGAAGAAGAUAUUAUGGAGAUACAAAUUCUCUCAACUGAAAGGCUCCUCUGAUGAUGGGAAAACAAGGGUGAAACUCCUCUUCAAGAACGCUGAAAACAAACAGAUCGAGAUGAAGGAGCUGGAGUUCUCCAAUCUGACGGCAGUCCUCCAUUGCAUUCAUUCUUUUAUCGCUGCCAAAGUGGCCUCUGUGGACCCUGUCUUUGUCAACAGUCAAAGCAUCUCUGGAAAGUACAUGAUUUAGACACUUCUUUGUGUUGUCAUGUACAGUUUAGUCACAUGAGCUAAUUGACUAUUUUAUGCACAUUCAAAUUAAAUUGAUGUAUAUCUUGUUCCUGUUAUUUUUGUAAGGCUCUUGUUAAAUAAUAAUACGGAAAAUAUUUUAAAAAACCAUAUUUGACUUUGGAAGUAGAGGAUAUUUAUACUUGCAUUAAUUGGUUGUUAUUGACAUUACAGUAUGAAUAUGCUCAAAAUUAUAGAUUUUUUUUUCCAUGUAAGAAAAACAUAUUCAUGGGUUGCAUGUUUCGUCAUGAUAUUGUUUUGAGCGUUCGUUUUCAACUGAGCAUUUUACUCAAAGCAUUGUCAAUGAGCGCUGAUGAAGAUUUCAUCAUAAGUGCAUUACAGUAGCUUGGAAAUUCAAAAGGAGGCAAAUAAUUAAUAGGAAAACCUUUUGUCAUCAUUUUGACAUCACCAGAUUGGCUUUAGAUGCAGUGUAAUGUUAGCUAGCUAGCUAAGAUUGAGGGAAGGCCACCAGAUUGGCUUUAGAUGCAGUGUAACGUUAGCUAGCUAGCUAAGAUUGAGGGAAGGCCACCAGAUUGGCUUUAGAUGCAGUGUAAUGUUAGCUAGCUAGCUAAGAUUGAGGGAAGGCCACCAGAUUGGCUUUAGAUGCAGUGUAAUGUUAGCUAGCUAGCUAAGAUUGAGGGAAGGCCACCAGAUUGGCUUUAGAUGCAGUGUAAUGUUAGCUAGCUAGCUAAGAUUGAGGGAAGGCCACCAGAUUGGCUUUAGAUGCAGUGUAAUGUUAGCUAGCUAGCUAAGAUUGAGGGAAGGCCACCAGAUUGGCUUUAGAUGCAGUGUAAUGUUAGCUAGCUAGCUAAGAUUGAGGGAAGGCCACCAGAUUUGCUUUAGAUGCAGUGUAAUGUUAGCUAGCUAGCUAAGAUUGAGGGAAGGCCACCAGAUUGGCUUUAGAUGCAGUGUAACGUUAGCUAGCUAGCUAAGAUUGAGGGAAGGCCACCAGAUUGGCUUUAGAUGCAGUGUAAUGUUAGCUAGCUAGCUAAGAUUGAGGGAAGGCCACCAGAUUGGCUUUAGAUGCAGUGUAAUGUUAGCUAGCUAGCUAAGAUUGAGGGAAGGCCACCAGAUUGGCUUUAGAUGCAGUGUAAUGUUAGCUAGCUAGCUAAGAUUGAGGGAAGGCCACCAGAUUGGCUUUAGAUGCAGUGUAAUGUUAGCUAGCUAGCUAAGAUUGAGGGAAGGCCACCAGAUUGGCUUUAGAUGCAGUGUAAUGUUAGCUAGCUAGCUAAGAUUGAGGGAAGGCCACCAGAUUGGCUUUAGAUGCAGUGUAAUGUUAGCUAGCUAGCUAAGAUUGAGGGAAGGCCACCAGAUUGGCUUUAGAUGCAGUGUAAUGUUAGCUAGCUAGCUAAGAUUGAGGGAAGGCCACCAGAUUUUAGCCAGCUAACAUUACCAUUGCUAAAAAAAGAAUACAAACUUUGAUAGCUAAUGACAACAUUGCCAUUUGUCUACAGUAAAUUUGACGACAUGAUAAUUCUGGCAAUGUUGUUUCCUACUAAAUAUUUGAUUACUUUAUCAGUCAUCAUAUUUCCAGGCACUAUCGUGUAAUUUAGACGAAACAGUAGUUAGCCUGGGCGUAUCACCACUAUGGCGGCGCCGAUAGACGACGGCUUGAGAACGUUCAUGACGGCAUGACGCGUCCCAGUGACGGAGGUACAACCUAUGAAUAGGCCUACAGUCACAAAGAGGGUUUCUAUGUUCUAGGUUCACUGCAAAGUUUUGAAUUCAGGUGUAGUUUUUUUUUUUUUUCUCCCAUAUUUGCAAAGUAAAAGCAGAACAGAUUAUACUGUACAAAAUCAAUAUACGUGAAAACAUUUUGGAAUUAGUAUUCUACUGGGCUAUACUCUGGUUGAUUUAACUUAUUCCACGACUUCAGCAUGACUUCAGAGCGUGACUGCUGCGUGAUUUUGGAAAAAGAGUGUCUAGAGAGUUUUGUGUUGAGGCGCACAAAUGCAGGGCUUGGUGGAGGCGUUCAUGACACCAGAGGGUGUUUUAGUUUAUGUAGACAGUCACUGCUAGUCACUCCCAUAACAAAGGGUUGUGUGGAAGGACACCGGGGAAGAAGAUGCAGGCUUAUUGUAGCAAAGCUAUCUUAGGAUACCGUAUCUGUCAGAUGACUAAAAUGAUAGUUUAUGAAAUGAAAUCAACAUGUAUGUUUUAAUCUUUUACUUUAUGAAGCCAUGCAGUCUGACAGUCAUUACAAACGCUUACCAUCAUACACAUCUGUAUGUAUUUUCACUCAGUCUCUUUUGUUUUAUUUUCUAUUACUAAAUAAAUCCCAAAUCAUUCCUC